Dipodomys spectabilis (banner-tailed kangaroo rat) is the source of this 1835-nucleotide messenger RNA. RefSeq names its product syntrophin gamma 1 (gene Sntg1). NCBI's taxonomy places the organism in Eukaryota, Metazoa, Chordata, Mammalia, Rodentia, Heteromyidae. The record is from RefSeq and is a predicted model, not a curated record. Gene Ontology annotation, molecular function: protein binding; structural molecule activity. Bases 27 to 1580 code for a protein of 517 amino acids. Gene Ontology annotation, cellular component: intracellular anatomical structure; dystrophin-associated glycoprotein complex. The transcript has 17 exons.
CUCCAUCCUUUGGGGUGCCACAGCACAUGGAUUUCAGAACUACCUGUGAGGAGACAAAGACAGGGGUUUGCUUGCUACAGGAUGGUAAUCAGGAACCGUUCAAAGUCCGGCUGCACCUAGCCAGAGAUCUUCUGAUUCUUCAGGAGCAGGAUGUGAUAUGCGUGUCUGGUGAGCCUUUCUAUUCUGGUGAAAGAACGGUGACGAUCAGAAGACAGACAGUGGGAGGAUUUGGACUGAGCAUCAAGGGAGGAGCAGAGCAUAACAUUCCAGUUGUCAUUUCAAAAAUCUCCAAAGAACAGAGAACGGAACUUUCGGGACUGCUCUUUAUUGGGGAUGCAAUUUUACAGAUAAAUGGGAUUAAUGUGAGAAAAUGCAGACAUGAAGAAGUGGUUCAGGUUCUCAGGAAUGCUGGAGAAGAAGUGACCCUAACAGUGUCAUUUUUAAAAAGAGCCCCUGCUUUCCUCAAACUCCCAUUGAAUGAAGACUGUUCCUGUGCUCCAAGUGACCAGAGCAGUGGCACCUCUUCUCCUCUAUGUGACAGUGGCUUGCACCUCAAUUACCAUCCCAACAAUACAGACUCGUUGUCGUGCUCCUCCUGGCCCACAUCUCCAGGUCUGCGGUGGGAGAAGCGGUGGUGUGAUCUGCGGCUCAUCCCUUUGCUGCACUCCAGGUUCUCCCAGUACGUGUCUGGGACCGACCUCAGUCGGCAGAACGCCUUUCAAGUUGUUGCUGUGGAUGGUGUCUGCAGUGGAAUUAUUCAGUGCCUCUCUACAGAAGACUCUAUUGACUGGCUACAAGCAAUAGCAACUAAUAUUUCAAACCUCACUAAGCACAAUAUUAAAAAAAUCAACAGAAACUUUCCUGUAAACCAGCAGAUAGUCUACAUGGGUUGGUGUGAAGUGCGGGAGCAGGACCCCCUGCAAGACAAAUUGUACUCUCCAACAUUUCUCGCCUUGCGGGGUUCAUGUCUUUACAAGUUUCCAGCACCUCCAGUGACCACCUGGGACUGGACUCGAGCAGAGAAAACAUUCUCAGUUUAUGAGAUUAUGUGCAAAAUUCUCAAGGAUAGUGAUCUGCUGGACCGGAGGAAACACUGCUUCACUGUGCAAUCUGAGUCUGGAGAGGACCUCUAUUUCUCUGUGGAGUUAGAGUGCGACCUUGCCCAGUGGGAGAGAGCCUUCCAAACAGCCACCUUUCUAGAAGUGGAGCGGAUACAGUGUAAGACUUAUGCAUGCGUGCUGGAGAGUCACCUCAUGGGCCUCACCAUUGACUUCAGCACAGGAUUUAUCUGCUUUGAUGCAGCAACAAAGGCUGUACUUUGGAGGUAUAAAUUUUCUCAGCUUAAAGGCUCUUCAGAUGAUGGCAAGAGCAAAAUCAAAUUUUUGUUCCAGAAUCCAGAUACUAAACAGAUUGAAGCAAAGGAGUUGGAAUUUUCAAAUCUAUUUGCUGUUCUUCACUGUAUUCAUUCAUUCUUUGCUGCCAAAGUAGCUUGUUUGGACCCUCUAUUUUUAGGCAACCAGGCUACUGCUUCUGUUGCUUCCAGCUCUGCUACUACAAGCAAGGCAAAGUAUAUGACUUGACAUACUGAUGUCUGCCUUGACACUUACCAUGACUAGAUAAACAAAGAAAUGUAUUCAUCCUUUACACCUUGGAGAAAUAGUGAUGUCAUCAAGUCAACAAUGGAGUCAGAGUGAAGUUUCAGCAGAAAAAGAGGUCAUGAGGUAUCUCUAGCAUGUUGCUAUUCUGGAAGGCAUCUGUAAAUAAUCCAAAAGGAACAAAACUGCCAGUUCUCAUUUGGUUGAUUUCUACCAGUUCACUGCUUUCACAAAAUUAAA